ACCAUGAUACGAUUCGCUACCUUCGAUGCGCUCUACACUAUUGUGCGUCCACGGAAACCGUUUCAGGUCCAAUAUGCAGAGGUAUUCGCUCCAUUCUUCGGCCAACUCUCUCCCGACGCGGUCAGGAGCUCGUUCAGGAUUGCGCUCAAAAAUUUACAAGCCUCUCGCCCUGCUUACUCGGAAGGCCCUGAAUCGUGGUGGGCAGAUGUUAUUGAGCAGACUGCUCUAGGUGCUGGUGCCCGUGAAGCAGACGUGAAGGAACAUAUGCCAACCGUUGUCCAUCAGCUUCUACAUCGCUUCAGCUCACGCGAAGGCUAUGCGUUAUAUGAAGAUACCAUCCCAACUUUGAAAGCACUUCACGCGAUGGGCGUGUCUACUGGGCUCGUCACUAAUGCCGAUUCACGUAUCUUGAGGGCACUGGAUGAUCUCGGAGCACUCUCGCUAUUUGAUCCCAUAUGCACGAGCGACGAUAUGGGCGUCGAGAAACCACACAAGGAAAUUUUCAUCACCGCAUGCUCGGAUGCUGAAGUUAAGCCAGAAGAGACUGUACACAUUGGAGACGAGCUGGAAUGUGACUAUCAUGGUGCGAGUCGAGCUGGGCUUCACGCGCUUCUGUUAUGUAGAUCUUCCGGCUCUGAACAUCAGACAGAAAGCAUUGAGAUACAUGAAAGUAAUGGUAUUAGAUGUAUAAAAGACUUGGAUGAUGUAGUAAAGUUUGUCCAAGAGCACAAUGCAGUAUAG
This is a messenger RNA of Fomitiporia mediterranea MF3/22, 741 nucleotides long. RefSeq names its product HAD-like protein. The coding region runs from base 4 to 741 and encodes 245 amino acids. NCBI's taxonomy places the organism in Eukaryota, Fungi, Basidiomycota, Agaricomycetes, Hymenochaetales, Hymenochaetaceae. The transcript has 6 exons. The record is from RefSeq and is a predicted model, not a curated record.